Gamsiella multidivaricata is the source of this 1004-nucleotide messenger RNA. RefSeq names its product sorting nexin-3. NCBI's taxonomy places the organism in Eukaryota, Fungi, Mortierellomycota, Mortierellomycetes, Mortierellales, Mortierellaceae. Gene Ontology annotation, biological process: late endosome to Golgi transport; endocytic recycling. Bases 344 to 802 code for a protein of 152 amino acids. Gene Ontology annotation, molecular function: phosphatidylinositol-3-phosphate binding. Gene Ontology annotation, cellular component: early endosome membrane; retromer complex. The record is from RefSeq and is a predicted model, not a curated record. The transcript is spliced from 4 exons.
GCAAGCAGAAAAAAAAAUGGCACCAAGGAAGCACACAAUGUGGCUUGGUGAGAGGAGGAAAAUCAUGCAAUUCCUGCGGGUUAGCGGUCGGCUUUUCUGGGCUAUCCCGUUCGCUUCUUUCCAUUGCCGUUCAUUCCUGUUGAGUCAUUCUUCAACUCUUUUCGCAUCCUCCCCCUUCUCGUUCUUUCCUUUCCCUUUGAACAGGCCAGACCUUGGACUCCGCACUUUCCAACAUGAACUCUCCAAGCGCUGCACACCACCGUGCCUUUGACGAGCACUCUCGCCUGUAUGUUAUUCAAGAAGAUACGGAAAGGUCCAAUAGUUGUACCAAUGGAGUAGUAUCAUGUGUAUUGACCCCUCUGUUGUUGUACUCUCACAUAGGCAAUCGAAGCCCCAGACUCUGGACGACAUCUAUGGCGAACCCGAGAACUUUUUGGAGAUUGAGGUCAGGAACCCCCAGAACCACGGUGUUGCCCGCAAGAUGUUUACUGAUUAUGAGAUUGUCUGCCGAACCAACAUCCCUGCGUUCAAACUGAAGAAUUCGUCUGUUCGACGCCGCUACUCCGACUUUGAGUGGUUCAGGGACGUAUUGGAGCGCGAGUCGUCCAGAGUUAACAUCCCCCCACUUCCCGGAAAGGUCUUCACUAACCGUUUCACGGACGAGGUCAUUGAGCAGCGCCGUGAGGGACUAGAGCGCUUCUUGCAGAUUGUUGCUGGUCAUCCUCUCCUGCAAACUGGAAGCAAGGUAUUGGCUGCUUUCAUUCAGGAUCCCAGCUUCAGCAAGGACUAUUACCAUUAUUAAGAAUAAUCAACAAUCGCGCUACGGAGCUAAAAUGGAGAAAGAAAGAAAAGGUAUCUCAUGGACCGGGGUAGUGCCUCCCCUUUUUAUAUCUCGGUCUCCACCUUCUCACCUCCUUUCGCUUUACAGCAUCAAGUUCUUUUGCUCCUUCCUCUUCGAAUCUACCUGUAUAACACAAUAAAGAAAAAAACGAGUUGAACAAAAA